Molecule: messenger RNA, 1832 nt
Organism: Ostrea edulis (European flat oyster)
Lineage: Eukaryota; Metazoa; Mollusca; Bivalvia; Ostreida; Ostreidae
Exons: 4
Coding region: 84-644 (186 amino acids)
Source: RefSeq, a predicted model, not a curated record
GAUACCAUUGUGAUAAUCAGGUUCGCGGUGUUUAUCCUAGAACAGAUAGGAGCAAGGUGACCCAUUUUAUCCCCAGCACGACUAUGAUGAAGACCAAACAAAACAGUGAAAUGUCGAGUAAACCAGAUUUGAGACAACUUCCAGGGUGGAUACUAGGCUGGAUGUACACCAAUGCCAUAAUUUGUACGUGGGAUGCAAGCUUCAUUAUGUCCCGUCCCCACUCCCUGCCCGGGGGAUCGUAUUCAUGGAUUUGGUAUUUGUAUAAGUAUUAUGUCAACAUUGAUAAAAGAUAUUUAGACACCAGUGAUCCUUUUGUGAAAGCGAUUAGUCUUCAAAACUAUGUUGAAGUCAUCCUGAGCAUAGUGACUAUAAUAUUGCAUUACCGGUCAAGUCGCCACACUCGAUUAAUGGCCUACAAUGUCAAUAUCAUGACGAUGUGGAAAACUGUGACGUACUUCCUGAUGUUUACGGAUCUCUGCGGAGCGCGGCAUUGGAUUGGAUCGGAUUCUGCUGUAACUUUAACAUUUCUGUUCUAUAUUCCAAACGGGGUGUGGGUGGGAGUCCCUCUCGUAGCAAUGUACCAGCUGUGGCCAUCUCUUAUUCCAAGUCAAGAUAACACACGGAUAAAGAAGAAAAGAUUGUAAGAAAUUACAGCAUUGCUGAAGUGAAGGAAAAGCGUAUUCGUCAUUGAUAAUGACACUGGAUAUAAAAGUGCAUUAUGAAAUUCAGUCCCUUUAUGAAAUGUAUUAUAUAUGUACAUUGUUGAAGGACUUUGUCUUGGAAGGCUGUUUUAUAAUUUGUAAGAUUGUAAGGCAAUUGAUACUUUAUCGAUCGAUCGAGUGAUUUACUGUAGUAAGUUCUAUGUCAGAUUUGUUUUUCAAAAUUAUUGCAAAGGAAAAGUAAAGAAGAUCACCACAUAGUGGAGGGUUGAUUUAGAACAUAGCAUAAUUCAAAUGACAUUCUCAUUACUGUGACCUUGAACUCAAUAAGUAUAUUCUCUCUGUAGCGAGAACGAAAAGGAAAGAUCAUAUGAAAUCCUUUCGAUUGCUGACUACUAAAUUGACUCGUGACCUUUUAACACAAAAGUCAAUAAACAUAUUCCACUUCACAAAAACCAUAUAUGCAGAAAGAACACAUUAUAUCGCUUGGGUUCGAAUUUACUAUUAAAGAGUACUCUUUAAUUAGUAACCCAAGCGAUAUAAUUGCCUGUGAGCAAGAAGACGGAAUGGAGUCCGUAUUAUGGUAUCCCUAACAUGCAAUGAUGACUCCAAAGACAACCGUUCUCAUUCUUUAAAAAUUCCAAGAACUUUCAGUAAAUUUGAAAUUACAAAGUUUUUCCGAAAUCAACAGUAUGAAGAUGCAUGACUUUUCAACACUUCACACCACCAUUUCUCACAAUAAAGUAUAUACUAGGAUUUUGAGAUCAUAUUCUGUAAUAAAAAUGAAGCUCGGGAAAUAUUCAUUCCAUGUAAUCAAUCACCCCAAAAGUUAGUUCGUGAAAUACCACCCUGAUUCUAAAUCUCUGAAUUUGAAUUCAAGAAGAAACUGGCGUUUCUUAUUGACAAUAUAUAUAUAGUCUGUACGAUUAGGUCUUCCAACAGUCUGACGGAAUUCCAAUGAGCACGAAUUGUGCUCCUUUAUUACAUGUAGCUGACUUGUUUUUGUAUUCUUUUGAGGCAAAGUUGAAAAGCUUCUAGGUUGUUUGUUGUGCCUUUAAAUUGAUAUUUAGAUUCAUCGACGACGUUUUAUCGAUUAAAAUACCAACUUUUAUUCGGAUGUUGAUUCCAUAUAUUCCAGUAAAUAUGAAACAUAUAAUAAAAGACGUUACAGAG